AUGGCUGUCAAAUUAGAGGAUGUUCACCAUGAGCCGUCUGAAGAAUACGACUCUGAAGAAUACGAAGAUGAUGAGGAGGUGCUCGGUACUGAGCACAUAGAUGUGGAAAUGGAAGAAUAUGAUUUCAAGACACAUGGUAAAGAGAGAUGCAAGGAUGCUUUCCUUAACUUCAGUUCCGAUUAUGAAGAUAAUGAAGCUGAUGAAGACAAUGACUUAGUUGAUGAAGAUGAAGAAGGGUUUGGUUCAAAAGAGGAAAUCGAUGACACAACAGGGGCUAAUGAUCUUGAUUUGGGAGAUGCGGUUGGUGCAGGCUUCCCCAUUCAUGACCCAUCAGUUAAGUGGAAUAAGAUGAAUCCCCUUCUUAAUGAAAGGUAUGAAUCACCACAUCAGUUGCAACAAUGUCUCACUAAUUAUGCUAUUAAGUCAGGGUAUAACAUUAAAUUUGUGAAGUUUGAUGCUGUGAGAUUAACUGCCAAAUGUGGUUCUAAGAUAAAGUCUCAACCCUGUCCAUUCAGAGUUCAUGCUUCCUGGAUAACUCAAGAACGGUCUUUUCAGAUUAAAACCUUAGUCAAUGAGCACAAAUGUGUUAGAAAUUUCAAUAUUUAA
This is a messenger RNA of Lactuca saligna, 606 nucleotides long. Lineage: Eukaryota; Viridiplantae; Streptophyta; Magnoliopsida; Asterales; Asteraceae. The record is from the annotation of a GenBank genome assembly.